Orussus abietinus is the source of this 560-nucleotide messenger RNA. RefSeq names its product 60S acidic ribosomal protein P2 (gene RpLP2). NCBI's taxonomy places the organism in Eukaryota, Metazoa, Arthropoda, Insecta, Hymenoptera, Orussidae. Gene Ontology annotation, molecular function: structural constituent of ribosome. The transcript has 4 exons. The record is from RefSeq and is a predicted model, not a curated record. Gene Ontology annotation, biological process: cytoplasmic translational elongation. The coding region runs from base 89 to 427 and encodes 112 amino acids. Gene Ontology annotation, cellular component: ribosome; cytosolic large ribosomal subunit.
CACUCUUUCAUCCUCUUUACGUCCAACUCGUUGGGCGAAUAUAGGUUAUAUAGCGUGAACCACGUUUCGCGUCGUAAAGACUUAAAAAAUGCGUUACGUGGCCGCUUACCUGUUAGCUGUUUUGGGAGGCAAAGCCUCGCCAAACCAAAGUGAUAUCGAGAAGAUCCUAUCUUCCGUCGGUAUUGAAACAGAUGGCGAGAGAUUAAAGAAUGUCAUUUCAGAAUUGAAUGGAAAGUCUGUUGAAACAUUAAUUGCUGAAGGACGCGAGAAAUUAUCAUCAGUGCCAGUUGGUGGAGCAGCUGCACCUGCUGCUGCUCCCGCUGGUAGUGCAGCUGCUCCGGUUGAGGAGAAGAAAGAGGAAAAGAAGCCUGCAAAGGAGGAAUCAGAAUCCGAUGAUGACGACAUGGGAUUUGGUCUGUUCGACUAAUUAUCCAUUCCUUGAUCAAGACUACGGAGAGGAUUUUAUUUUGCAGCAAGAGUGUAAACGAGAGACCUGACAGUACAGAAAUAUUCUUAUGUACAGUAUAUCUUUUGCUGGGAAAUAAAAUGAUUUUAAUUUA